Molecule: messenger RNA, 2208 nt
Organism: Trematosphaeria pertusa
Lineage: Eukaryota; Fungi; Ascomycota; Dothideomycetes; Pleosporales; Trematosphaeriaceae
Product: HET-domain-containing protein
Exons: 2
Coding region: 320-2068 (582 amino acids)
Source: RefSeq, a predicted model, not a curated record
CCAUCUUCCCCGGAUAUCAACAUCAUGCCAAAGCAGUUCGCCAGAAUAUGAACAUGCUAGUAACGCCUCGUUUAAUGCCUGUUCGCCCAUCCCAGCUACCACUGUCUCAAACGCUGAACCGCCUUUCGAAUCAGCACGCCAGAAGCAAGCCUCUAUCACGCCGAGAUCUGGAUGCACACAUCCUUUUCCUACUUCAUAGUCAUUCCUAUGAAAUCUGCUCGCCACCAGGUCCAGGAUAAUCCAACAAGAACAAUCGCAAUCGUCUCAACAAUACUAGCUGUCCUUUUUAGGUGCGCUGCAUCCCAUUCUGAGUCUGACCAUGAAUUUCUACCAAGAGUUACACCUCUUCUCCGACUGCCCCGUAAUCCGACUCUUAGAGCUCCAUCUUUGCAUCCAAGUCGAUAACGUCCCUGAAAUUGAAGGGAGUCUAACCACUCACGAUCUUCGAGACCUUCCCAAUUUCGAUGCGCUUUCCUAUGCGUGGGGCCCAAAAGACCUGUCGGCGCACAUAACCCUUCAUGGCGAAGUAUUUCUAGUGUCCCAGACUCUGUUUGCUGCCCUGCGACAAAUAUGUGUCAACCAACAGGGAGCUCCAAGAAAGCUGUGGGUCGACGCUAUUUGCAUCAACCAACACGACAAUGCGGAGAAAUCGCAUCAAGUGAUGCUCAUGAAGGAUAUUUACGCCAGUGCGAACAGGGUGCUUUCAUGGAUAGGGCAGCCUGACCAACUCAGCACGCUAGCAUUUGAUACCCUGAAACGAUUCGCCGCCGACGAUGGAACCCCAAAUGGAAGUGCCACAUACCGAGGCAUUCUGAAAGAAGUGAACGAGAGACGAGCAAGCCUCGACCUCGUACUCCAACGAGGGUACUUUUCCCGCUUAUGGAUCGUCCAAGAAGUCGUCGUGGCAAGAAUGGUGACGGUCCUCUGCGGUUCUUUACGUAUUGAUUUCGACAAACUGCGUAUAGCGCUUCAGAGAAUGACCGGCUCCGGAUUUUACCGUUUCUCGUCAUCUAUAGCCAAAGUUGUGUACAUUGGCUCGUGGAGAAGCUCCUUUCAUGAGACGGACUAUCCGGACGGGGAGCGGUAUCUUGACGUACGACUAUUCGAGGACUCUCGCGAUAGAAUUGCUGCCGAUGCGCGUGAUAAAAUUUAUGCGCUACGAGGUAUCGCCAACAAGGCUCUAGGUACCUGUAUCAAAGUGGACUACGACGAUGCUGUCGAAACUGUGUACACGGACUUCGCCAAAACAGUUUUGAGUCUCCGCCAGGAUCUUCAGAUUCUUUCCGCGAUUUAUCUUCGACAUGGUCGGAUGUCGACCCUAAGCCUUCCGUCGUAUGUUCCGGACUGGUCACUUCCCAAGUACGGAGGAGGGUUUCUGCAGAGAUAUUAUCGGUUCAAACCUACACAUGUAUUCCGCGCUGCCGGCACAUCCAUUCCCCGAGUUAGCUUGACCGAAGGCUCGAACACAGUCGGCAUCCAAGGCUCUCGCCUAGAUGUGAUCUCUCGCGUUAUCCCGAUCAAGUCUCUCUUACACACUGGAGAUGGCGACUCAGUGGUCGUAGAUGAAACUAUCCUUCGAGAAUUGUCGGCAACUGCGAGUCCAUCUCUCACAUAUGGCUUUACCAACGAGCCAUCUUGGGUAGCAUUCUUUCGAACACUGACUGCGGAUCGUACGGCUUUAUCCCCGCGCAUCGAUGAAACGUACUGGUCUCAGUACUUCGGCGCAUACUCAGAGGCCAGUCGGCGUAACUCAUCAGGGGACAUCAGCAGUCUGCCGUCGUCAUUGUGGGAGGCGUUGUCUAAGGACGUAGGCAUUAUCAUCGAGGACAAAGAUAUGUUCGUGACUGCCCAGGGCUACUUUGGCCUUGGACACGAGGGCCUUGGCGAAGGUGACGUAGUUUGCAUUCUUUUGGGAGGGGAAGUUCCGUUUCUCCUCCGGCAGACUGGACAAGGAGGUCAGCAGGCUCGAUUUCGGUUCCUGUGUGAAUGUUACGUUCAUGGUGUUAUGGAUGGAGAAGCCGUGAAAGGUCCGGAAAGCGGCUCGCUGGAGGAAUUUCUUAUCGACUGAGCGUUCUCAAUGUCACGCCCUUGACUCCUAUCACUGUUGGGGUCUCGUCUCCCGGGUACGGUGUUUCAGGUAUAUCCUCCACGACAGCUGGUGUAGGUGAGAUCAGAACAAAUGGCGGCAGAGCGUCGCACAGAAUAAAG